Messenger RNA from Xiphophorus hellerii (green swordtail), 1318 nucleotides. RefSeq names its product LIM-domain binding 1b (gene ldb1b). The transcript is spliced from 11 exons. Lineage: Eukaryota; Metazoa; Chordata; Actinopteri; Cyprinodontiformes; Poeciliidae. The record is from RefSeq and is a predicted model, not a curated record. Bases 74 to 1318 code for a protein of 414 amino acids.
GGGAGAGGCAUGAAAACACAGCGCCUGAGUCAGAUCUGGGUAUAGCUGUGAAAGUGCAUUUGUAGGUGACAAAAUGGCGAUGUCAGAGCAGCUUGAGUCCGAAGGAGGCUGUUCCUCCAAGUCAUUCAAGCUGUACUCCCCCAAGGAGCCCCCCAACGGUAGCACUUUCCCCCCUUUCCACCCCGGCACCAUGCUGGACAGAGACGUGGGUCCUACUCCGAUGUAUCCGCCCUCAUACAUGGAGCCAGGAAUAGGGAGGCACACACCAUAUGGUAACCAAACAGACUACAGAAUAUUUGAGCUCAACAAGCGACUACAGAACUGGACAGAGGAGUGUGACAACCUGUGGUGGGAUGCUUUUACUACAGAAUUCUUUGAAGAUGAUGCCAUGUUGACCAUUACUUUCUGUCUGGAAGACGGUCCCAAACGUUACACGAUUGGUCGGACGUUAAUUCCAAGGUACUUCCGGAGUAUAUUUGAGGGCGGGGCCACGGAGCUCUACUACGUGCUGAAACAUCCCAAGGAAUCCUUCCACAAUAACUUUGUUUCCCUUGACUGUGAUCAGUGCACUAUGGUCACUCAAAAUGGAAAGCCCAUGUUCACACAGGUGUGUGUAGAGGGCCGCUUGUACCUGGAGUUCAUGUUUGAUGACAUGAUGCGGAUAAAGACGUGGCACUUCAGCAUCAGACAGCACCGUGAACUCAUCCCCCGCAGUAUACUGGCCAUGCACGCCCAAGACCCACAGAUGCUUGACCAGCUGUCCAAAAACAUAACAAGAUGUGGCCUGUCAAACUCCACCCUCAACUACCUCCGGCUGUGUGUUAUUCUGGAGCCCAUGCAGGAGCUGAUGUCCAGACACAAGACAUACAGUCUCAGCCCCAGAGACUGCCUCAAGACCUGCCUCUUCCAGAAAUGGCAGAGGAUGGUGGCACCGCCUGCCGAGCCAUCGAGACAGGCCCCCAACAAGAGGCGGAAGCGUAAGAUGUCAGGUGGCAGCACCAUCAGCGGCGGAGGCGGGGCCAACAACAACAACAACAACAAAAAGAAGAGCCCCGGUAGCGGCUUCCCUCUGUCCAGCCAAGUUCCGGACGUGAUGGUGGUGGGAGAGCCCACCCUGAUGGGCGGGGAGUUCGGCGACGAGGACGAGCGUCUGAUCACGAGGCUGGAGAACACGCAGUUUGACGCGGCCAACGGCAUCGAUGACGAGGACAGCUUCAACAACUCUCCGGCACUCGGCUCCAACUCGCCCUGGAACAACAAGGCCCCUUCCAGCCAGGAGAGCAAGAGCGACAACCCCACCUCGCAGGCGUCCCAGUAG